Messenger RNA from Bufo gargarizans (Asiatic toad), 6565 nucleotides. RefSeq names its product BMP2 inducible kinase (gene BMP2K). The transcript is spliced from 16 exons. Gene Ontology annotation, biological process: protein phosphorylation. The coding region runs from base 483 to 3767 and encodes 1094 amino acids. The record is from RefSeq and is a predicted model, not a curated record. NCBI's taxonomy places the organism in Eukaryota, Metazoa, Chordata, Amphibia, Anura, Bufonidae. Gene Ontology annotation, molecular function: ATP binding; protein kinase activity.
GGCACCAGCAGGAGGAGGAGGAGGAGGUUUUUGGCCUCUGAAUGGAUGAACUUCGGAUUCUCCUCUUCCGUUUCCAGCACUUCAACAGCCGGAGAAACCAACAACUAUUAGUAGUGAGGCAUCCGGGGCAGAGGGAGGGCACACCCAUACCCCGUGUGUGUGACAGAUGGGCAUGCUGGCUGGAGCGGAGACCAGGGGGCACUGCCUUGUUCGCAGGUCCCAGAUGUGAUAGUGCGUGGCAUGCUGCGGGUGCAGUGUGGUACCCUCUCCUGCCUGAUAUUGUGCUUUGUGCCUGAGUGCAUGUAGGCAGUGCCCCCCUCGGCUGCCGCUGUAGAUCAGUGUGAUCGCUGCUGUACGUUAAGCAGCCUUUGUGUGUAUGUGACUGCCUUGUGAUUGGGCAUAUUUGCUGAGGGUGCCAGUCAGCCUUUUACCCUGCCAGUUUGGGUGCCAAGAGUGCUCGUGCUGGGUAAGGUGAAGACACCAUGAAGAAGUUUUCUAGGAUGCCAAAAUCAGAGAGUGGAGGAGGAGGAGGACCAAGCCUGGGUACAGGAGCAUCUGGAAAUGUUAUCACUGGAGGGGUGACCGUGGGCAGAGGGUUCACCGUGGGACGCCACCAGGUCACCGUGGAAGAGCUGCUCGCAGAAGGUGGUUUCUCAACUGUGUUUCUUGUUCGAACUAAUGGAGGACUACGUUGUGCUCUGAAGAGAAUGUAUGUUAACAAUGUGCCUGACCUUAAUAUUUGCAAGAGAGAAAUAACUAUUAUGAAAGAGCUAUCCGGCCAUAAGAAUAUUGUUGGAUAUUUAGACUGUGCAAUUAACUCGGCUAGUGAUAACGUUUGGGAGAUCCUUAUCCUCAUGGAGUACUGCAGAGCUGGACAAGUUGUGAACCAAAUGAACCAGAGGCUGCAGUCAGGAUUUUCAGAAGCGGAGGUCUUGAGGAUAUUCUGUGACUCAUGUGAAGCGGUGGCCAGACUUCAUCAGUGCAAAACUCCAAUAGUCCAUCGGGAUCUAAAGGUUGAGAACAUUUUGUUAAAUGACAAUGGAAAUUAUGUGCUGUGUGACUUCGGUAGUGCAACAAACAGAUUUCUCAACCCACAAAAAGAUGGAGUAAACAUAGUGGAAGAGGAAAUUAAAAAAUAUACCACGCUUUCAUACAGAGCACCUGAAAUGAUCAACCUUUAUGGAGGAAAGCCAAUUACCACAAAGGCUGAUAUAUGGGCAUUGGGCUGCUUAUUAUACAAACUUUGCUUUUUCACCCUUCCAUUUGGAGAAAGUCAAGUUGCUAUCUGUGAUGGGAGUUUCACCAUACCAGACAGUUCUCGAUACAACCACAAGUUGCAUUGUUUGAUUAGGUACAUGCUUGAACCUGAUCAGGAACGAAGACCAGACAUCUAUCAAGUUUCCUAUUUUGCCUUCACAUUAGCCAAGAGAGAAUGUCCAGUACCUAACGUAUAUAAUUCCACAAUCCCUCAAGUUCUUCCAGAACCACUAACAGCAAGUGAGGCUGCCUCUAAAAAGUCUCAGAUUAAAACUAGAAUAACAGAUUCACUUGGGCCCACAGAAACAUCCAUUGCGCCAAGACAGAGACCUAAGGCAUUUUCCAGUACAGCCCAGACAAAGGUGCUCAAUAUUCAAAAUGCUGCAACCCCUGUUAAGAUGCCAACACAGAGUGCUCAAAGUCAGCAGAUCCACAAUGCAGCUACAGAUACAACUCCACGGCUUGGCAAUGGGCCUAGCACGCUGUUGAGUCAGGAAAGUAGCCAGCAGUCCUUCCAGCAGCACAGAGUUUUACAGCAACUUCAACCUGGAGACUGGAGGUUACAGCAGCUACAUCAAUUGCAGCAGCAGCAACUGCUCCAGGACACCUACAUAAAGCAGUAUCAACAGUAUCAACAGCAGUUUCUUCAGCAACAAUAUUUGAUGCACUCCAUAUACCACCAACAACAUAUCCCACCUCAAUAUCCAGCCAUGGUUCAUCAGUAUCAACAGGCUCCGUUAAAACAGCAGCAGCAAGCCAUGGUCCAUCUUCAGUCUCACCCUCCUCAGUAUCUGUCUUCUCCUCAGCAGUUCACUCCAACCUUAGUAUCAUAUGCCACUCCUCACCUGGAGCAUGUGGGAGCAAUGAGAAACUUGUGUAAUACUAACAUGUCUGCAGGUGUACCAGAAAAGGAACCCACUUCUAACUUGCCAAAACAGAACAGCAGCAACCCCCCGGACAUGUCAGGCUGGAAUCCAUUUGGUGAUGAUAACUUCUCCAAGCUAACAGAGGAAGAGUUGCUGGACAGGGAAUUUGACCUCCUGAGAUCAAAUAAACUUGAGGAGUGUAGGCCAUUCUCAGUCACAAUUCCUGCCUCACAAAGCAAACACUCUGAAGAUGCAUUUGGUUCUGUUCCAUUUAUUUCUGCUUCAGGUUCACUUGGACAAAUAUCUGACACUCUAUUAGAUGUGGAAGAUGUUUCAAAAGUAUCAACCAAAGUUGAAAAACAAAAUGUCUCCCUGAAAGGGCAAAAGCAACAGCAAAAUGUCCAAAAUAAGUCUUCACAAAAGGCCUCAAGGGAGUGUGCAGACUCUGAAAGUGACUUUGAGUCAGACCCUCCUUCACCCAAGAGCAGUGAAGAUGAUGAUCCAGAAGAUGAAGAUACUUUACAUGGAGACCAAGGCAUCUUCCAUGAAGACAAUGACACUGAGCCAGAGAUCACUGGACAAAGGCCUCUGUUAAUGGAUUCAGAAGAGGAGGAGGAAGAAAAGCACAGUUCAGAUUCAGAUAAUGACCGCACAAAAACAAAAAAUUCCAAUGUGAAGCUAAGUAGACCAGUAGGUGCCACUGAGAGUUCUAGGGAAAAUACCACUAAUCCACAGCUUGAUGCAUUUGGUGCUAUACCAUUUUAUUAUCUAAAUACACAAAAAGUUACAGAAGAACAAUGUAUAAAGGAAGCACAACCAAUUAGGAUGGAUGAAAAAGGAAAAUACGAAUUUGAUGUAUUUUCUCAAGCACCAUUCAGUCGAAAAUUAGACAUGCAAGAUGGUCAGGUCACGUCUCCAGUUUCUCCAGGUAAUGUUGAUGUCUUUGGCUGCUCACCCUUUUACCCUCAUUCAGUGCAGGAAGAAAAGAUUUGUAGUGGAGAGGACAUUUUUGGUUUGGUGCCAUUUGAAGAAAUAGCUGGAAACCAUACCCAGCAAAAGGUAAAGCAACAACGCAAUCUGCAGAAAAUAUCAUCUUGUCAGAGACGCACAAAACAGGAACCAGCAAACAACAAUGGAAAGCGUCACCAUGGCACUCCAUCAAGCACAAAAAAGACAGCCAAGCCCAGUUACCGCACUCCUGAAAAAGUCCGCCGUCACAGAAAAGGGGGAAGACGUGACUCACAGAGCAGCAACGAAUUUCUUACUAUUUCUGACUCAAAGGAAAACAUUAGCAUUUCUCUUAAUGAUGUUAAAGAUCGCAACAAUAUUUUACAAGCAGAUGAAAGUAUGGUGGACCCUUUCAGUGCCAAACCGUUCCAUCCUCAAGAUUUGAGGCAACCUCAACAUCACGGUCUUGGAGAUAACCGUGGAGAUCAUCACCCAGCAGCAGCCAGCAGGCCAAGGCAGAGUUCACUGCAUGGAGCUUACCUCAGCAGUGAUAAUGCCAAAAUUGAUGACUUUGGUGCCGUGCCUUUCACUGAACUAGUGUUACAAAGUGUAACACAACAACAAAGCCAGCAGCCUCCAUCACAACCAUUAGAUUUAGAUCCAUUUGGUGCAGCCCCUUUUCCUUCAAAGCAGUAAUUACAAUUUUUAUUUAGACUAUUGGAUUGUUAUAUUCUACUUUUAAUACUAAACUAUACAGCUCUCUUAGAUAACACAAAGCAUUAUCUUUAGCACAUUUUUAACACCUAGACAAUGUCUGGGAGCAUAUUUAUAUUUUUUAUUGUUAUUUUAAAUACUAUGGCGAAAUUAUAAUAGCUUUAAUAUAUGUCUCACACAUUCCUUCUUGAAACUUGCACUUCUGGAGUAGUGUAAAUGUUCCUAUUAGCUGGUAUAACAUGCAAAUGUGUCCUUCCUUACCUUGGCUCUUGGUUUCAGAUAUCCUGGAAUGCGUGGUGUGAAAUGAUCAGCGUUAAAAAAAAUAAAAAUAAAAAAAUCUUUGUAUUACUGUGUUGGGUGUUGUAACACAAAAGUUUUAUUUUUUCAAAGUUGGUCGUCUCGCAAAAGCCAAGGUUAGGAAGGACACAUCUGUACAGAUCUGUGGACUGUGAAACCACAUGCAGAGGUGUAUGACCCUUCUACAGUGAUGGCAGUUUCACCACUUUUUUUACACUGUUAAUUUACAGUAGCCUCUGGUUAAUGUUAUUCACUAGCAAGUGUGUAACAUCCUGAUAGAUUAUGUAAAUUCAGUUUUGCUUUUGUUUUCUAUUAGAAUUAAAAUCCAUCAAAGGGGUUCUUCAGGAUUAGAAAAAAAGACUAGGAUGACCUACAUUACCAGAUCAGCCCAUUGACAAUAGUGGUGAUGUUUCUGGAAUCCCAGAGAGAACCCUUUAUUAGAUAAUUCAAGAGAAGUUAAAAUGUGCUACUUAAGAGGGAAAACUCUUUUAUCUAAGGCAGUAUUUCUCAACUCCGAUCCUCGGGACCCACGUACCAGUCAUGUUUUCAGGAUCUCCUUAGUAUUGAGCAGGUGCUAUAAUUAGUUUCCAUGCAUCAGGACUUACCACAGGUAUUCAUUCUGUGGGAUAUUCACAAAUCCUGACCGGUAGGUGGGUCUCCAGAACCGGAGUUGAGAAACCCUGAUCUAAGGAAAUUGAAUGUGGUAGACGUCACAAAACAUUGCUUAAGCCAUCCGUGCUGAGUACGUGGAAUAUAGACUUUAAAGCAAAGCUCAGUGGAGGACCACUGUUUGUGCCAUAUGUCAGGGACCUACUAUAUGUCAUUAAUUGUUUACAUGUAUGUAAACACAUGGGGGCUUUAAAACAUGAAUAUUGCCAAAUUGGAACUGAUGCUUUAUAUAAGUAUUCUACAUUUGUAUAUUAUCCACUGAGGAACAGGAACUGUGUGUAGUUUUCUUUUACUACAAAUUGCGACUUUUAAGUCAAGAAAUUACUGGCUGGAGAACCACUGAGGCCGGUUUCUUUGGUUUAAGUGUAAUGUCUAUAUCAAAUGAUUGUAAUAUAUGUUCUAGUCAAUAUCCAGGGUACCAUGAUUGCAGUGUUUACUUCCGAUACCUGAAAAAUGUGACACACAUCUGAGUGUAAUGCUAACGAUGCAGGAUUCUUUCUGUGGAAUUUGGUCUUUUGUAAAUCACAUCCUGCAAAUAGAUUUUUUUAUGCUUAGAUGUUAGAAUUUACAUGCUUUACAUAGAUGACACAAGACUGUAUCAUAAACAGUAAUCUUACCAAUAUUUCUGUAACAAUGAGACAAGCAUGUUAGGCCUAGUUCACACUUCAGUAAUUUGGUCAGUUGUGAGCCAAAACAAGGUGCGAUCUAAACACAGAACAGGAACAAAUCUUUUCAUUUAUACCUUAUCAAUGUGUAGCCUCCAUUUCUAGUUUUGCCUCACAGUCACUGAUGAAAAUCACUGACCAAAUAACUGCAGGAUGAACUAGGCCUUACGUCUUCACAAGUUACAAAAUCAGUCAUAGUCUCAUUGCCCCUCUUGACCUGCCAUUCACAGAGUAAUACGUUUAUUUGAAACAUACAUCGAUUGUGCCUACCUGAUUUCAGAAAAAAGUGCUAUUAUCAUUAGAAUAAAAGAGCCUAGCCAAAACAAUUAAACAUACCCACAAUGUGAUUAUCCAUGAUCUUGCCCAGUAAAUCUCAAAAAGUGGUGUUUAUGAUUGAUUUAUUCACACAAAUGUAUUAGAAAGGUCUAAGAGCAAAAUCUGCAAGAUGCUAUGUUCUCACCGCUGACGUAAAUGGAGCCUAUGAAAAAUAUUCAAAAACACCAUUUGGUCAUGAGGGCCAAACAAUGGUUUCGGACAUACAAUGCAGUCAGAAAUGUAUUUUAAAGGGGUUGUCGCAUGACGACUGUCCAUUUGUCUUAGGCUAGGCACACAUCACCUUUUAAUAUGUUUGUGUGAAUACUGCCUAUUUAUGACAGAUUGCAACGCUCAACCACCAUUUCCAAUGUUGAUAGAGUUCAUGGAGCAUACAACUAAAAUACGAUGUUUCCUGUACUGUGUGGGAAUCUAUAAUCUGUAUCUUUGGGGCACUAGCAUCAUUUCAUUUUCAAUUCUCUAGACUCUGUUUGUAUUUUUGUUUUUAUAUCAGAUAUCAAUUUAUGUGAAACGUUUAAUAUUGGGCAGCAAACAUUAAGAAAUAUGCAUUCUACAUUCCAGGAGUCUUAUAACAAAUUAUGGACCAACCAGGUUUUUCUAGAUUCCAGAGAAACUAAAGAAAGCAGCAUUGCAGACCAGUCAAUGUUCAUUUUUAGGUGUUCUAAAUAUACAUUUUUGCAAAGGGAAAUAGCAAUAAGGCACUCGGACUUUGUUUUUACGGUUCAAUGUGUUUCAUUGGAUGAUACUAGGUAUAUGACAUGCAGAAGAUUGUACGUUGUACCCUGCUAUUUUUUAAAUAAAAUAGUUCUGAAAAGA